AUGAACCGAACCACUUACUCCCUUAUAUCCAUAGGACUGGUCCGUGCAACCGAGGCCAUCGCAUGGAGCAGCAUCUUUCCAUACGCCUACUACAUGAUUGAAUCGUUCGAGGUCCUGGAACAUGAUAUUGCCUUCUAUGCCGGUGCUCUGGUGGGCGUCUUCACGUUCGGCGAGUUCCUGACGAACAUUGUCUGGGCUCGUGUCAGCGACCACAUAGGACGGAAGCCGACUCUGAUGAUCGGCACAUUAUGCAGCCUUAUUGCUGCGCUCUCGCUCGGCUUGUCCCGGUCGGUUGCCAUGGCCAUUGCUUCUUGUGCUUUUGGCGGCUUGUUCAAUCCGAAUGUCGGAUUGCACGAGCAUUUUCUCUCGUUACCUUUAUCCCAUCUCUCGGGUGAAGACCUCUUUGGCCCUGUUCUAGGUGGUCUUCUCGCCAAACCUGUCGCCUCAUACCCCUAUCCAUACUUACUUCCCAACCUCGUCGUCGGCCUGCUGCAGAUCCUCACCCUGCUCCUCACCUUCAUGUUCCUCCAAGAGACGCAUUCGCAGUUGAUAGAGCGCCGCGAUCCGGGCCUAGCCAUCGUAUGGCUCGUCAGAUCAUGGUUCGGGAAGGAGUCCAGACCACAACGAGGAGUAUACGCUCCGCUUCCUGAUGACUCUGUCUCACAGGAAGGGCCGCAAGCUUCUGCAGAGACACACGAACUCGAUGACCUGGAGGACCAGGCGCAAGAGGCAAAGGCCGUGCCAACCUGCGCGUUCACGCUUCAGGUAUUGCUGCAGAUUCUGGCUGUCUCCCUGCUUGCUUUCCAUAAGAUGUCUGCAGACGCGCUCUCGGGCACCUUCCUCUCGUUGGAGGCUCCAUCCGUGGGAGGACUGUCCUUUCCGCAUACGAGAGGCGGCUUUGGUUUCAGCACGCGGACGAUUGGCAUCAUUUUCCUCACCAAGGCGAUCUUCAGGGUGAUCAUCCAGCCGACCUUCAUCCCCUGGUUUAUUUCGAAGCUGGGAGCCCUGCGCGCCUUUCGGUGCGUUCUCGGUCUGUAUCCAGCCAUGUACCUGGCGACGCCGUUCCUCCCCAACCUGCCGUCUCCGCUGGGGCUUAUGGCCUUGUUGCCCGACUUGUGGAUCAAAGUCGCGCUGUCGUCGGUGGGCUACGUUUGCUCGGCUAUUCUCUGA
Messenger RNA from Chaetomium strumarium, 1170 nucleotides. Its product is annotated as major facilitator superfamily domain-containing protein. The coding region runs from base 1 to 1170 and encodes 389 amino acids. Gene Ontology annotation, molecular function: transmembrane transporter activity. The transcript has 6 exons. The record is from RefSeq and is a predicted model, not a curated record. Gene Ontology annotation, biological process: transmembrane transport. NCBI's taxonomy places the organism in Eukaryota, Fungi, Ascomycota, Sordariomycetes, Sordariales, Chaetomiaceae.